AUGAAUGUGCCUGAUCCCAUCUGCCGGUGGAUCACUGACUUCCUGACGGACAGGAAGCAGCAUGUGAGGCUGGGAAAGAAUGUCUCGGACUCCCGAACCAUCAGCACCGGCUCCCCUCAGGGCUCUGCUCUUUCUCCUCUACCAGUAGAAAGAGCUACAGGUGUUUGUUGUUGGCGGAGGUUGAGACCAGAUCGGGUGAUCGGACGGCAGACGUCACGGGGUGAUCGCUUGACUACUACUGGGCCCACAUAUAAAAAGUCAACAGGAUUCACCCCGCAUGAGUUGCAGACGGGAAGGCCAUUUCCAGCACCUUGGACAGAGGUUCCAGCGGAACACACCACGAGAGGUAACAGGUCUCAUGCAGAAUAUUGGGAUGAAUUGAAGUGUCUUGUCUCCAGUUUCACCAAACAGGUUACUUCUGGACUGCAUGUGGCGGACCAGGUGACCCCAGAGGCGAAGGCGGUCUGGCUAAAGGUUAUCAAACGCAAGUGGAAGGAGCCACGCUGGACGGGUCCUUAUGAGGUCGUUGCCAGGACAACUACAGCAGUUCAACUGAAAGGGAAAGGCGAUACCUGGUAUCAUUGGUCGCAGUGUGCGCCAGCACACGAGAGCUUGCUAGAGGAAAACUCCUCUACAUCAAACACAGGUGUCAACGAUAACGAGCAGAGGCAAAAUAAAUCCUCUCACCUGUGCAACGGGCCAACCAGUAGUCUACCUGGGAGGCCGAAGAGAGAAGAGCAGCAGCUGAGAAGGUCGCCACAUCAGAAGAAAGGAGCAGUGACCAGUUGAGAACUCCAAAAGCAGGGGAGUUUCAGUCCAGAACACAAAGUUUACCUAACAUGAUGCAGACACACGAGUCAGAGACACGUAAUGAGAAAAAACUGAUUAAAAUGUUUCUUACAACCA
Oreochromis niloticus (Nile tilapia) is the source of this 906-nucleotide messenger RNA. RefSeq lists its product as uncharacterized. The record is from RefSeq and is a predicted model, not a curated record. Lineage: Eukaryota; Metazoa; Chordata; Actinopteri; Cichliformes; Cichlidae. The transcript is spliced from 3 exons. The coding region runs from base 1 to 789 and encodes 262 amino acids.